Messenger RNA from Paramuricea clavata, 7584 nucleotides. The record is from the annotation of a GenBank genome assembly. NCBI's taxonomy places the organism in Eukaryota, Metazoa, Cnidaria, Anthozoa, Malacalcyonacea, Plexauridae.
GGGCUUCGAUUUAAAAAUUAUUUCAAAUUUCACAAUAACUAAAGUGUUUAUGUAUUGAACACUUCCGGGCCUCGUUUGACACAUUGGUUUAUGGCUGGCCGACAGAUAAAGCCGUCUAAAGGUCGGUAGAAACGAGUUCGUCUCACGAACUAUCGAAAGUUUCACUUUGUAUUUCGUAGCUCGCUAUAUAUUGCUCGCUUUCUACGUUGUCUAGGUACCAACGACUUGUAUGAUGCUGGCCGCGGCCAUGUCUGCGCGGAAAAGAUACAACCUUUGCCAGACAACAUGAAAAAGAAGGUACUAUGGGCUCUAUAAAAUAUUGACAGAUGAGAUAGCUCAAAUUUCUACGGGCACACAAUUGCCCAUUAUGUUUCCCGCGGUCUUUGCUUGAAUUUACUAUAAACACAUACACAUUCGAAAUACUUUCUUGUAGAUUUCUGUAAUUCUUGAAGCGAUUCCCUCGAAAAGUAAAAGCGAGAUUGCCGAAGUUCUACAGGCUUGUGAGUACGAUGUUGAUCGAACAUUAAACUGCUUCUACGCAGGUAAAAAUACGUUAUAAUCUCGCUUGUUUAUUGAAUUAUUGCCAACCUUUUGCGAAAUUAAUACAUUGCAAUAUUGCAUGGGGAUUCGAUUCUAAUAUAUUUUAGAAUUUUAAUGUGUUACAUGCGUUUCGUAGCGACGUUAUGCUUUUUUAAAUCGUAUAUUUUCCCUUUCAGACGGCGGAAUGGACGAGCAGAAUGAAUGGACAGUUCAAGGAAAACGAAAGGUAGAUUGUUUUUUAAAUUAUAUUGUUUUGCUUUCAAGCCAUAAAGCAACCUGCAAGAGUAAUUAUAAUCGAACUAAAAUAUUCACUAAUAUCCAUAAUUGUUAACGUGUUAUGUGUAUUUAAGUAUUACAAAGUGUUCCAGCUUUGAAAUGGCGUCCUUGUACAAUUUUGGGUUUAAAAUUGUAAGUUUUUACUAUCUUUAACAGGGCCUUUUAGCACGGUUUUUAGAAUUAGAUAAACAAACUUCGUAUUAUGGUUUAAUGGUGUUUUGUUCAGACAAUACUUCCGGAAUUUUUUUCUUUCGUUUUGAAACAAAUGUUGCAAUGAAUUAAAAUCACAAAUUUUACGACGGUAAAAACCGAACAGUUUUUCCAUAUUUGCGGUACAAUUUCUUCAGGGAACCUGCAAAAUUUUCAUAUGUUGAGAUGGAUGAAUAUUUUUGCAUUAUUUUUAGGUAAUUCGUAUUGUUUGCCUGUAAAAAACAAGUGUUAAAUUUUUGACAUAUAUUAAACAUCUGGUGUGCUAUUUAUGGCCGAAUGUGCCAAAACACCAACUGCUCUACACACAAGCACUGUAUUCUACGAAAUUGCAGGCCAGGGAAUCUAGGAAUUGAUAAGGAAAUGUUAAAAGGUCUUAUCACAUCUCAUCUUUUGAACUCGUCUGCUGAUAUUUAUAUCGCUCAGGUCAUUAUUGUAUGUACACACUUUGUGAUUGCUAUGGUAAUUGAAUCUCAUUUACAUGUGAUAUGCUCAAUUAAUUGCAUUUUACAAUUUGGGAACAAAUUUUGGAUGUAGUCCAAAUGAAAUGCUUCUUCCCCUUUCGCAAAAAAUUUAAAAUUUUCAACACUUUAAGGCAGGUUGAUUGAUCGCUUUUGAAUCAAUUUCGUUUUGUAUUAAAAUAGCAUUUCUGUGGAGUAUGUGGCAUUUGUGUAAUUGGGUGUUUAAUUUUUGUUUGAAUUAAGGAGGCACAAAAUUGCAUAAUGUUAAUUGAAUUCAUAUCUGUCUGACCAGUUUGACAUUAUGAGUUGAGUUUCAAAUAAGGCUCGUUAUCAAGUUGGUUAGGUCAUAUGGUGUAUAUGCAAUGCUCUUUUUCAAGAACUUGCCAAGAGUGAAAUAUCCAUGCUCUUUUGUACUGUAAAUUUAAUAAUAGAUUCACUUUACCCAUUAAUGCCCAAAUGCAGCAGCUCCCAGCGGUGUGCGAGAAGGCUUCUUUUGAUGAGUAAAAUUAUCUGGCACCCCUUAGAGCAAUUUUACUUGUCAAUAGCGAAUAACCCAUUAAGUCGCAAUGUGCCCCAUCACGCUAGAAGAGCUGGAUUUCAGAGGCGCCGAAUAUCGAUAAUAGCGGGGGCAGAUAUUCAUAUAUUCAUGUUCACAGACUGUAAAAACAAUCGAUUUCAAAAGAAAUUAAUUGGGCAGAACACAAAUAUAUGAAUAUCUGACCCCCCCCCCCCCCCCCCAUUCCGGCGCCUCUGCUGUUAUUUAAAUAUCGACAUUCUUAUAGCAGAACAAGAAGAAGAGAAAACAAAAGAAAGCAAAGGAUGGUAGUGAUUCGCAGUCCCAAAAUGAUGCUGAAAACUCAAGUACAGCAGGUAACAUUUACCAGAAACUUUGGCUGAACCAAGGGGCUCAUCAGCACUGUGGCACAGUUGUCACAGCAAGCGCUUUAAUCACCUCUGAGUUUGUGGGUUCAAUUCCCACUACAGACUCGUAUGGAAAGAGUCCGUCAAUGCCGUGGUUUUUCUCCGGGUAUUCCAGUUUCCUCCCAAAGGGAAAGUUGACAGGGUGGGUUAGGAUAAACACAGUUAUUAAGAAAGUAACACCACAAUUGUUGACCUGAACAAUGCUGAACAGUAUUGUUAACAACCGGGAACAAUAUGGGCAGCAAAAUAUUGUUCAGGCCUGUUUUCAACAACAUUGUUACAGCCUAGGCCUUUUUUUGCAGUGUACACGGCAAAAAACGCUCAGGUUGAUGCAAUACUGAUAAAAACAGGAUUGAACAAUGUUUUGCUGCCCACAUUGUUCAUAGCUGUCAACAAUAUUGAACAAUAUUGUUACACCCGAUUCAGGCUCAACAACAUUGUUCAAUAUUGUUGACAAGUGUGAACAACGUGGGCAGCAAAACAUUGUUCAGUCCUGUUGAGCAACGGUCUUGGCGUUUUUUGCCGUGUAGGCUAAGUAUGUAAUUAGGUAAGUGUAUAAUACUUGAUGUAAAGCAUGUUUGAUCAUGUUCACAUGUAAAUUUGCGCUAUAGAAAUGCUAAUCGUAAUAUCAUCUCAAACAGUAUCUGUUACCUUGUUAGGUCCAAAACCUGAAAAGCAAGCUGAAACAGGGCAGAAAGAAGUUGGUGAGAAUAUUAUGAAUGGGUCGGUGCCAAAAGUACUUCCAAUCGGUUAGUAGAAUUUAUUGUGAAAAUAUCCAUUUUAAAUGUAUCCAGAUAUUCCAGGGUCUAGGAGCAAGUCUAUAAUAGUUUUUUUUCGCCCAUCAAAUAGUGUUGACCAUAAAUUACAGUUUCUUUACUAAAUAUUCAAUACUCAAUAGUACUCAAAACUUUCUAUGACAACUGUGGCGGGGUGAAGGUGUACCCCCUGAAACUCCCACUGAUAAGGUUAGGUCUAUCCCUGGAAGAUGAUAGCUGCACGGUCAAAAUGUUUCUGGUCAUCAACUGAUGUUCUGAUAUUUUUAUUUACAGAUGAACCAACGACAACCAGUAAAGACAGCCCAAAAUCACUUGAAAACUUAAAACCUGUAUCAAACGAUAUACCAAAACCUAGUGAGACCACCCCUACCCCAGCAUCACCCCCACCUCCUUCCCCACUUCCACCUCCUUCCCCACUCCUCUCUCCUACUGGCUCCACUGCAAGCUCAUUGCAAGACUCACAGACAUCGAACAAAAGCCGAGCUGGGAGUUCGACAAACGAGAAACACCCAAGAAUGCGAACAACUUCUGGUUCUGGCUCUGAAGUCAUUAAGAAGUCUUUAAAAGAUCUUGAGAGGUCAUCUGUGUCGAUAUCAAGAUACCAGGCAAAGCUUGAUGAGGUUUGUUUUGGCCAAGGAUUGUUUGAAUACUAAAGCUUGCAUACAAUACUCUUGCCUGAUUAAAUUCUAUAGAAAAAGAAAGGUUCUUUAACCCAUUGACGAGUAAAACUGUCUGGCAUUAGACAGAGUAAAAUACUAAAGUAGGGUGCAUCAGGGUGCAUUGCCACUUAAAGGGUUAAUGAGGGUAACAUUGUUUACUGGUGACCCGGUAGUUUACGUAUAAAUUGCCCUGAGUAUGAAAGUACAAUUUCUGUGUUCAUGGUAGAUGACAAACAGAAUGCAGUGUUCUGACCCUCGGGUGGUGUCAGCAGACACUUUCUGUUACCAUCCUGAAUCUAAAUAUCUUGAAGUGGUUUGGAUAUAUGGCCCUGUUUUCAUUAGACCAGGACGAAGUCAAACCGGAAUGAUAAAUGAAAUUGUCAACAUGUUUACAUGAGACUGGUACGAAAAUCACAAAAUUUUCAAUUUAUUCCCCUUGCCAGGCAAUUUUGUUUUUUAGAUGGCUUUUGUUAGCAUGUGUUGUUCCAAUGUCAAGGUUACAGCCAAGACCGGUCUGAAAUGUAUUUGUGUUGACAUUCAUCCCGGUCUGAAUUCAUGCCGGUGUGAAGUCAGUCGGCUCGGUCCAGCUGGCGGAAUGACUUGAGACUGGUCUGAGUUAUUUUUGUCCCGGUCUCAUGUUAACGUCUAUUAUAAAUAAUACUAUGACCGAAACGGUCCCGGUUUGAUUUUGUUCUGGUCUCAUGUAAAUGGGGCCUAACUGCCAUUUAUUUCAUUUUCAGCAAGCAGAUUUAUCCACCAAAACGUUGACGAAAAGUUUCCAAGCAAUUAGAGAAGCGUGAGUAAUCUAUGCAUGGUCUUACCAUUAACAUCAAAUUGUAUACACUCAAAGCAAUAUGUAUAAUAAUCAAGAUAUCUUAUUUAUAGUUUGAAUGAAAGAGAACAAUAUUUACAAGCGCAUCAGCAGUCUGUUAUAGAAGAAGCAAGUAUGUCCUGUACACUGUUUUUGAAAAGAACCAAUCACCUUGUACACACUUCAAAAUGCACAAGUUGUAACAAACCUGUAGCAGGCUUGUAGCAAUGCUGUUCCAACAACUUGUCAACAGGAUGUGUUUCCACUGCUUGUUCCCAGCUUGUUCACAAGUUGUUAACGGCUUGUUGACAACUUGCUACAACGUUGUUGAGCUCAACAGACUUGUUACAAGUUGUUCCAACAACUUGUUAUCGUCCUGCAAUUCAACAAUUCGUCAACAUGUUGUGAUUGACAACCUUGUAGCAACUUGCUGAAAUAACAACAUUGUUACAACUUGUCGACAAGCUUGCUACGAGCCUGUUGCGAACACAUCUUGUUGACAAAUUGUAAGAUUUUUACGUGUGUUCGUGGCUACACGUUCUCAUCGUUUAAUUGCGCUGAAGGAAGCGAAUGAAAUUCGCAUUGUACAUUCUUACAUAAUCUAAGUUACAAUACCGUGUUUUAUUUUUCUUGGUAGAAAAGUUGUUGGAAGAAAGACAAGAAAAUGCGGCGGGGUUGAAGUUUAAAUGUAAUCGAGUUGGAAGUAUGACUGACGAAGAAACAUCCGAAUUAAGAAAUGAAAUAAAGGUAUGACGAUUUCAUAAUCUGCUUCUUAUCACCUGCUAGAAAUAGUUCUUUUUUACUUGAGCUUUUUCUUUCCCUUUUCCUUUUCCCAGAAGGAGAUUGGGCCUUGUUAUGUUUUUUUCUUGAGUAACAACAAUUGUCCAACUUGUUUGUUUUCAGCAUUUCGUAGGGGAAAGAAGGAUAGAUGAAGAUCUGGGCAAGACGAUCAGUUUUGUACGAGAUCAAGAAAAAAUUAUAGAGGUACUGUAACCUUCUUGUAGAUUUUUUUCUUUGCACAAAGCUACUAAGGAAACAAACUAAAAGUUGAUGUUUGUUAUAUUUUGCAGGCUGUAAAGAAUUUUGGCGAAGGUAUUGUACCUAAUGUAUAAGCGUUUGGUAGUUUGUUGCACAAUAACGCAUAUGUGUCUCUCUGUGUCAGACCAAGUUUCCUGUUGUACAUAAUUGUUUGAUUAUAAUUUCUCGAUUUUCUCCUCAGAGAAGGGUAUUUUCAGUUUGACUCUACCAAAUACCACAGGUUUUCUUUGGGCUGUACAGUUUCCUCCCGAAGAAACACUAGAGCAAUAAGGGAUUACCUUUACUGGACCGAUCUAGGGAGACUGCAGUUUAGGACUGAUAGAGGAAUCAAGUGUAAAUGAAGUUAAGUCCAUGCAUGAGGUCUAACGAGGGUGAGAAUUUAUGAGAAUUGGCAAGCGAGAGUUUGCAUGAGAGUUUUCUCAACUCUCAUGCUCUAGUCAAACGUGAACAAGAGUUGCAUGCAAGAGUUGAUGAGAGUUGAGAAGCGAGAGUUUGCAUGAGAGUUUUCUCAACUCUCGGACCGCGGUCAAACAUGAACAAGAGUUGCGUGAGAGUCGAUGAGGUUGAGAAGCGAGAGUUUGCAUGAGAGUUUUCUCAACUCUCGGACCUCGGUCAAACAUGAACAAGAGUUGCGUGAGAGUCGACGAGGUUGAGAAGCGAGAGUUUGCAUGAGAGUUUUCUCAACUCUCGGUCAAACAUGAACAAGAGUUGCGUGAGAGUCGAUGAGGUUGAGAAGCGAGAGUUUGCAUGAGAGUUUUCUCAACUCUCAUGCCCUGGUCAAACAUGUCAAACAUGAACAAGAGUUGCGUGAGAGUCGACGAGGUUGAGAAGCGAGAGUUUGCAUGAGAGUUUUCUCAACUCUCGGUCAAACAUGAACAAGAGUUGCGUGAGAGUCGAUGAGGUUGAGAAGCGAGAGUUUGCAUGAGAGUUUUCUCAACUCUCAUGCCCUGGUCAAACAUGUCAAACAUGAACAAGAGUUGCGUGAGAGUCGACGAGGUUGAGAAGCGAGAGUUUGCAUGAGAGUUUUCUCAACUCUCGGUCAAACAUGAACAAGAGUUGCGUGAGAGUCGAUGAGGUUGAGAAGCGAGAGUUUGCAUGAGAGUUUUCUCAACUCUCAUGCCCUGGUCAAACAUGUCAAACAUGAACAAGAGUUGCGUGAGAGUCGACGAGGUUGAGAAGCGAGAGUUUGCAUGAGAGUUUUCUCAACUCUCGGUCAAACAUGAACAAGAGUUGCGUGAGAGUCGAUGAGGUUGAGAAGCGAGAGUUUGCAUGAGAGUUUUCUCAACUCUCGUACCUUGGUCAAACGUGAACAAGAGUUGCGUGAGAGUUGACUGAGCAGCCAAAAUUCUCAUCAACUCUCAUUAAAAUGUAGUCUGGAUCAGGGGGUUUUCUGUUUCACUGAAGCUGUAUCCUACUCUCAGGCAGUGCUGGCCAAGCUGGGAAACCUCGUCGCCUCCUAAAACUCUGACGCCAGAAAACCUCUGAACCCAGGGUAAUUGAAAUGUGAACCUUCACGAGAUUGCAUGAGAGUUGAUGAAAAUUCCAACUCCUAUCAAGUCUCACGCUUGGGCUUUAGUUUAUUAUAGUUUAUAUCAACUCAAAAUCAUCUCAAGUUUUCUUCAUUUGUUCCUAGUUCCUCCAAUUAAACACCAUUAUACACCAUACAAGCGAAAACACCCAGAACCCUCGAAACCAAUCUCCCAUAAACCUCCGCCAGUGAAGACAACCACUGCAUCGAGCAAUGUCUCGACAACCACAUCUACCACUUCUACUUCAAGUGAAACGAAAAGUACUCAUUCAAAGAACGAUAAACGACCAGUGUUGUCGCCGUCACGGCUUAAAGAUCAAGCGGAGAUGCAUGCAAGGCUAAAACAAGCUGUCAAGGAAGCACAGGU